AUGUGUGACCUGUUCCUGGGAACGUGGAAACUCAGCUCUAGUGAAAAAUUUGAUGACUACAUGAAAGAGCUGGGUGUGAGUUUAGCCACCAGGAAACUGGGCAGCCUAACCAAACCCAUUGUGACUAUCAGCCUUGAUGGGGAUGUGCUAACAAUCCAAACCAAGAGCACUUUCAAAAGUACUGAGGUCUCCUUCAAGCUUGGGGAGGAGUUUGAGGAAACUACAGCAGAUGACAGAAAAACAAAGAGUAUUGUAACCUUAGAUGAUGGCUCACUGACUCAGGUGCAGAAGUGGAAUGGCAAGGAGACCACAAUAAAGAGAAGAUUAGUGGAUGGGAAGAUGGUGGUGGAAUGUACCAUGAACAAUGUCACAUGCAUCAGAAUAUAUGAGAAAGCAAGAGGACAUUAA
This is a messenger RNA of Emys orbicularis (European pond turtle), 408 nucleotides long. RefSeq names its product myelin P2 protein-like. Gene Ontology annotation, molecular function: fatty acid binding. The transcript has 4 exons. Gene Ontology annotation, biological process: fatty acid transport. NCBI's taxonomy places the organism in Eukaryota, Metazoa, Chordata, Testudines, Emydidae. The record is from RefSeq and is a predicted model, not a curated record. Gene Ontology annotation, cellular component: nucleus; cytosol. Bases 1 to 408 code for a protein of 135 amino acids.